Vanderwaltozyma polyspora DSM 70294 is the source of this 921-nucleotide messenger RNA. Its product is annotated as cytochrome b5 reductase family protein. The record is from RefSeq and is a predicted model, not a curated record. The coding region runs from base 1 to 921 and encodes 306 amino acids. Lineage: Eukaryota; Fungi; Ascomycota; Saccharomycetes; Saccharomycetales; Saccharomycetaceae. The transcript has a single exon. Gene Ontology annotation, biological process: ergosterol biosynthetic process. Gene Ontology annotation, molecular function: cytochrome-b5 reductase activity, acting on NAD(P)H.
AUGAUCUCUAGUUUCACUUCUUUAGGUUCAAGACCUUUACUUUUAAGUAGCGGUAUUGCAGUAACUGCAGCAGCUGCAGUUUAUUUUUCCACUGGUUCAAGAUUGGCUAACGAGGCUCUUCAUAAUAAAACUUUUAAAGGAUUUAAAGGUCCUGCAAGUACAUGGGUAGAUUUACCAUUAGUAAAAUUUGAAGAUUUGUCUCAUGAUACAAGAAAGUUCACAUUUAAAUUACCAAACGAUGAUGAUGUUAGUGGUAUUUCACCAUUGUCUUUUCUAUUAGCAAGACCACACGGUACUUGGUCAUUACGUGGCAUUAGACCUUAUACCCCUGUGUCUUUGCCAGAAACUCAAGGUGUUAUUGAAUUUGUUAUUAAACAUGUUCCAAAUGGUGGAAUGUCUUCUCAUAUGUUUAGUUUGAAACCUAAUGAUACUGUAUCAUUUACUGGUCCAAUUGUUAAAUAUGAAUGGAAACAAAACAAGUUUGAUUCGGUUACUUUAUUAGGUGCAGGUUCUGGUAUUACUCCCUUAUAUCAAUUGAUGGGAUCUAUCUUAAGUAAUCCAGAAGAUAAGACUAAAAUUAAUUUAUUUUAUGCAAACAAAACUUCAGACGAUAUCCUAUUGAAGAAAGAAUUGGAUGAAUUUCAACAAAAAUUCUCUGAUAGAGUUAAAAUUCAUUAUUAUUUAAGUCAACCUAAAACUAAGGACAUUGCUUCUACUGGAGCUAAAAAGGGGUUUAUUGCUAAAGAAGAUAUAGAAUCUUUGGCUCCAGCCUCUAAUGAAAAUACCCAUGUAUUCGUUUGUGGACCAGAGCCAUUUGUCAAAGCAUACGCUGGUCAACAAGGUCCAUUAUUUUUCCAAGGUUCCUUUGGUGGUAUCUUGAAAGAAUUGGGUUACACCAAGAGCCAAGUUUUCAAAGUUUGA